AUGCAUUGGGACAACGAAUAUAAUUUACCCUCCUCUCUUCUUUCUCUCGCUCUCUUUCACGCUCUUCCGCACAUUCCUUCGACAGCUGUUAUUUUUUUUUUUUCGCUUCUUUCUUUGGUGUUUUCUUGGUCUCCUCCAUCUUACUGCUAUUGUCGUUGUUGUUGUUGUCAACGAUUAUCUCCCUCCUUUCUUUUCUUUCCUCUUCCUCCUGUCAUGUGUCUCGUGCUUCUGGUGCUUGCAACUCCACUUGUUAGGUGA
Messenger RNA from Leptomonas pyrrhocoris, 258 nucleotides. RefSeq lists its product as hypothetical. Lineage: Eukaryota; Euglenozoa; Kinetoplastea; Trypanosomatida; Trypanosomatidae. The record is from RefSeq and is a predicted model, not a curated record. The coding region runs from base 1 to 258 and encodes 85 amino acids. The transcript has a single exon.